This is a messenger RNA of Lates calcarifer (barramundi perch), 2802 nucleotides long. Its product is annotated as Transmembrane protein 179-like. The record is from RefSeq and is a predicted model, not a curated record. The coding region runs from base 341 to 1072 and encodes 243 amino acids. The transcript has 4 exons. NCBI's taxonomy places the organism in Eukaryota, Metazoa, Chordata, Actinopteri, Centropomidae.
CACUCGGUUAACAAAAGGGGGAGCCGUCCUCUCUCUGUUUUCCAAGCAUUGUAUGCUAUAAUUAUGCUAUGUAACUACUGCUAACGUUAAAACGUUUAACGGCGUAACUUCUUCUAGCUUCCUGGUUCCUGGAUUUAGCGGCGGAGUGAUACCUCUGUGUUUUUUCGUUGUGUAACGGCUGGAAUGCGGAGCAACGAGUUGGUCCCCGCCCUAAUUUCUUUAAAUACCCACCACCACGGUGAACCGUUAUAUGGGACAUUAAUGGGGAUGUACUGAUAUACCUUGAUACAUUUUUACAGCGUGAAUAUCUUCUCUGUUUUAGUUUAGUUAGACUUCUAAGAUGGAGCUGGACCGGCGGUUGUUGCUGGCCCACUGUGCGGCUCACGCCCUGUCGAUCGUGGCGGGCUUGCUGGUGGUGGUGCCCAUGGCUCUCAACGGCUCCGCUUUUAAAGGCCGCUGCGCGCUCUUCUCCGCGGGCUACUGGAGGACCGAGGACCGGGUCGAGCUGACGGGGCAGCCGGGAGACGUCUCUCACCUGGUGGUGCAGCAGUGGGGCCCACCGGCUGCCUGCCAGUUCGCCACAUUCGUCGGUAUUUUCACGGUGCUGUACGGUGCAGCGCAGGGCUGGAGGUGCCUCUUUUAUCUGCAUGGGCGACAUGACGACACCCUGUUUUCAUCCUUUCUGACGGUGCUGCUGAGUGUGUGUGUGCUCUUCCUGUCUGGAGGAGCCAGCGUCAUCUUGUCUCUGGGUCUGGUCUCGUGGUGUGACACUGUGACCAAUGACAACACACGGCCAUACAGCUGUGCAGAGUCCCAGUCUGUUCCUCUUUACCUGGAUGUGGACACCUCCUCCUUCUACUCAGAGCUCAGUCUGGCACAGGCGUCUCUGUGGUGUGUGACGGCUCUGUGGUUGACUCAGUCCAUCCUGGCUUUCCUGCGGCUCUACCACUCCCACAGCCAGCACAUCAGCGGGCCUUGUCUUCCCAGAGAGAAGGAGCUGCUGCUGGGACACAGUCUGUCUGACAGCAUCUCCCCCUCCCCUUCUCCGGCAACACCCACCAUCUUAGUCUAACUGACAGAGAAUGAGGUAGUGAUAUAAGGUGUUACACUUACAGUUUUAAACCUCUUUUUCUCCUUACUGAUAAUGUCCAUUCUACAGUUCUUACUACUGCAUGUAGAAUAUGAAUGUUGUGAGUAUAGGACGUAAUAUAAAGGUAUCUUGUAUAUUUUGAUACAAUGCAGCUUCUUAUACGACAGAGCCUGACUGAUAAAUCAUACUGGAAUAUAUUAUAAUUAGAAAGAAACAGGCAAAUUCCAAAGAUAUGUCGGAGGUAGUUUGUCCUCUACGGAGCACUGACAAGUUUACGUUUCAACUGUUAAACAGGUCAAAAUACUUUGAUAACCAAAUUUAAGGGAUCCCUAUGAGAGACGUUUUUAAUGUUGUAUGUUUAUGGCGAAUUAUGAAUCUGUUGUUGGACUGAUUUUUAAUAAUCUGAGAUAUUGAUAUCUUCCUCAAUAAUCCAGCAUCAGACAGGCUACAUUAUACAGUGAUAUGAUGUUUGAGCAGGGCCAGCAUCACUUACAUAACAUUAAACUGCCUCACUCAAAGACCCAUCACCUCAUUCUGACACCACAACGCACCAGUUUGUGCUUCUUAUGCAUUAAUUACAAUUGAGUCACAUAAUUAAACGUCCAUUUUUCUGCUAAUUACCAACUGAUUUCUGGAAACAAGUUGCAUGGGAAUUUAUUUCUUUAAAAAAGAAGCUUACUUCUUUGAUUCAUAUGUGAUGGAGACACAUGUGAGCCCCAAACUGGGACUAUUCUCAACUCUUUCUAGGCACAAAAGGGAUUUUACUGAAGAAGAAAAUGCAAAGAAACAAACACUGGGGCAGUUGAAGCAGACCAGUGAUCUAACAGCAGUGUUAUUUUGAAGCUAUAAUUAUCUCUGUCAUUUGACUGUGACUUUGUGAAUUAAUGCAUUACAGUUCAUUCACGUCACUAAUGAGACCACAAGCACCCAGAUGGUGUUUAUCCUACAGUCUGUUUUCAAUAUAUUUAAUAUGCAUGGUUGUUUACAUUUCUGCUGGAGUCUAACAUUUUGCACAGUUGUGUCCUCAUCAGAGAAUACAUUUAUUUUUGUUGACUUGUUCUGAGUGGAAUAUUCAGAUGUAGCACUGAGGCGCUUUUAUUGUGAAGCAUGUGGUGCGAGUGUGACUGAGCCACCAUGUACGUGAAACAGGCUCACUGUGUGAGCAUGAACUGAACGUUCUGUUGCGUAACAGAGAAAAUCACUGCUGACUCCUUCUCUCCUCUUGUGACGAUUUUUAUUAUGAUGCUGUUUGUGUGGACACAGCCACUCUCAGGGCGUUAAUGAAGCAGUCAAAUCUUCUCUAAUGAUCUGUGUAGAGUCUGUAGAGGAUUAUUCAGAGGUUAACUUUCAAGGAUCUCUGAUAGUUUGUCACUGAGAGAGAUUUGUGUGGAGCCCAAAAGGGUCAGUGAAGAGGAAAGAAGUUACUAACUUUGCUGAGUUUUUACAAACAAAUGAUUCUAAGUUGUUUUAAAACUUCUUUCUCUUUGACCCAAGUGGUUGUAAUGACUCACAAAUAGUGGACCGUGAAAUCUGAAGUGAAGAGAGAUGAGACAGCACUGUCACUUGACAUGAAUUGUAACAUAUGAAAUGUUUUUGUAUUAUAACUGACAGUUGUCUUGCUUUUUACCUCUUAUACCUGUUUGUGCUCAUUCAUAUUCAUGUUUUUGCAUUGGUCUUGUUCAUUAAAUAAAAAGCUUCCCAUUAUGAAAGAA